AUGUUUGCUUGUCUAUUGGGGAUAUCAUCAUCCAUUAAGGAUGUCAAGCAUAUUGAAAAGCUUUAUGUGAUCAACUGCUCUUUGCGAUGGCUGUUUACAAGUUUAAUUCGAGACUGUGCUGUAGCUUUAGGAUUAGUCAUGUUGGACAAUCAAGUGCAUGUGAAUUUCACCCAGUCAUUCGAGAGUUCAGUUCUACAUCAAAAAAAGUGCUCUCAUUUUCUGUCGAAAUAA
Auanema sp. JU1783 is the source of this 231-nucleotide messenger RNA. Lineage: Eukaryota; Metazoa; Nematoda; Chromadorea; Rhabditida; Rhabditidae. The record is from the annotation of a GenBank genome assembly.